UUUUUGGAUUACUGCGGUCAUGCCGAUGCUUCAGGUGAAGCGUGUGCUGGCCGACGUGCCGUACAGCCAGGUGUCGUGCGGGAACUGGAAGCGCAACUGGCAGGUGACGGUGACGCCGGACGUGAUACUGAAGGCGCCCGGAGCCCCCGACGUGGUGCCCAAGGCUCCGGUCAGCAUCCUGGUCAAGCGGGACGACAGGCCCCGUAAGGACGGCCUGUGCGAGCAGUGCCUCCGCGAGUCCAAGCUGGUGGGAGGGAUCAAGCCACGCAGCCGCUACCGGAGCCGCUCCCUCUCGGCGUCGUCCACCGACAGCUACAGCUCGGCUUCGUACACAGACACGAGCUCGGACGAUGAAGGCGUCUCGCCCCGCGAGAAAGUCCAGAAGAACUCCAAGGGCUUCAGCGACUUCUGUGUCAAGAACAUCUCCCAGGCAGCGUUCGGGCGACGCGAGAUCGAGAUUGCCGAGCAAGAGAUGCCAGGCAUCAUGGCUCUGCGCAAGCGGGCUGAGCAGGACAAGCCGCUCCAGGGGGCCAAGAUUGUGGGCUGCACACACAUCAAUGCGCAGACUGCCGUACUUAUCGAAACACUGGUCGCACUUGGCGCAAGUGUGAGGUGGGCUCCAUGCAACAUCUACUCUACCCAGAAUGAAGUUGCAGCUGCUCUUGCUGAGGCAGACAUAUCUGUUUUUGCCUGGAAGGGCGAAUCCGAGGACGACUUCUGGUGGUGCAUAGACAGAUGUGUUCAUUCAGAAAACUGGCAGCCAAACAUGAUUUUGGAUGAUGGUGGUGAUGCGACUCACCUUAUGCUCAAGAAGUAUCCGGCCAUGUUCAAGCUGAUCAAGGGCAUCGUUGAGGAGAGUGUGACAGGCGUGCACCGCCUGUACCAGCUCUCAAAGUCCGGCAGGCUCACUGUGCCGGCCAUGAACGUCAACGACUCUGUCACCAAGACAAAGUUCGACAACCUAUACAGCUGCAGAGAAUCCAUCCUUGAUGCGCUCAAGCGGUCCACCGAUGUUAUGUUUGGCGGCAAGCAGGUGCUGGUGUGUGGUUAUGGUGAAGUUGGCAAGGGCUGCUGCUCUGCCCUGAAGGGCAUGGGCGCCAUCGUGUACGUCACCGAGAUCGAUCCCAUCUGUGCCUUGCAAGCCUGCAUGGACGGCUUCCGUGUGGUGAAGAUCAACGAAGUUGUUCGCAACAUAGACAUUCUCAUCACUGCCACUGGUAACAAGAAUGUUGUCCAGAGAGAACACAUGGACAAGAUGAAGAAUAGCUGCAUCGUCUGCAACAUGGGACACUCCAACACUGAAAUCGAUGUGCAAAGCCUGCGGACUCCCGAGCUGACUUGGGAGAAAGUUCGUUCUCAGGUGGACCACAUCAUCUGGCCAGAUGGAAAGCGCAUUGUGCUACUCGCUGAGGGACGUUUGGUGAACUUGAGCUGCUCCAGUAUCCCCUCUUUUGUGGUGUCCAUUACUGCGGCAACUCAAGCUUUGGCUCUGAUCGAGCUCUACAACGCCCCUCAUGGGCGCUACAAGAGCGACGUCUACCUGCUGCCCAAGAAGAUGGACGAGUACGUUGCCAGCCUCCACCUCCCGACAUUUGAUGCCCAUCUGACUGAGCUGACUGACGACCAGGCUAAAUACAUGGGCCUCAACAAGGCUGGGCCUUUCAAGCCCAACUACUACAGGUACUAAAUGCCAUGUCGUCAUACAGUAGAGCAAGGGAACAGCCGAGCAUUCCAGUGGGCACAGCCGGAACAAGGAAGGGAGGAAAGAAGCCUUGGAACGCACCUGACCGAAAAGGGGAAAACCGCAUGUGUUGAAAAACGAAUGCGAAUGGAGUUUACAACCGUAAUAAGAUUGAGGGUAAAAGGGAGAAAGGGAAUAUUGGAACAGGUCAGCAAAAAGGAGAGGGAAGAAGUAUGACUCAAUACGUUCGUCCCUCUUGUAAAUAGGCUAGAUUCUCUCUGUCAUUUAGUGCCUAUUACGAGACAGCGAGAUACACGUGGAUCGAUGACACUUCUCUCCUCUUGUACAUAAACGCUUAUAGACUUUCUUAGUGCCUGUUCAAGAUGGCGAGAUCACUUUGCAGCUGAUAAUCCUAGUGGUCAUACAUAGAACAUUUUAGGAAUCGAGCACCGCACUUGUUUGGGAUGUAGCCCAACCGGCACACGGUCAGACUGUCUUCACGUUUGCGUCCACUCCCCCCGAAACGAGGCUAACCCCUCGUUUUACUUUUUUCUCUGGAUUUCUGACGUGGGAAGCGCAAACAUCCUCAUUUAUUUCAUUUUUCUUAGACUUAGUGUAAGUUUUUGCUGCAUCUGCCACACUCAAGACUUGAGAGAUACGAGUGCAGAUAACAAGAUACCGGUGUUGCCUGACUGUGGCAGUCUCAGUAUUGGCAUUUUUCUUUAAACGUCUCGGCACCCGUUUUUUUUUUAUGCCCCAAUUCGUAGCUGAUGGCACUGAAUGGGUAUUCUUUGUUCAACAGUAAUUCACAUGGAUAUUCCAGUUAUCAACUACUACAAGCUUCUUUACUGCAUACUAGGUGCGUUUGCGCAAUCUUAGUCACAUGGCAUUACUGUUUUGCUUUAGAAGGUAGUGAGCUAAUCACUUUACCACUUAUCAAAUGUCUCCUUAUCAGCGUUCAUUGCUAGCAGUAACUCUUGCAGCUUUUUGAAUAUUACUUGGUGCAAUCAAAUCCUGGUUUGAAGUUUUUAGACUUUACUACCAGUGUAGCGUCUUAUUUCAUUGCAGUAAACUUUCAUCUGUGCACUUGCUAGUCGUUGAAAAGUCAGUGUCCUUGGACUUGAUCUUCAUAAUCAGUUGGUUAAGAAACAUGAUGGUGACUUGUACGGUACUACUGCUUAACCAUUCUCAAACUUCUGAGGCGAAACUUGAAAACGUCACAUUUAUAUCAAAAUCACCUGAGGUAUUAAAUGUGUGUAAUUAACAUCUAUCAUCUAAUUUGGAACAGUUUCUAUCGGCAACUUGAUUCCUCGGGGAAGUGGCUUGAGUGAAUGAUAAGCGUUGGCUUCCGUGUGAAAAGGUUCCACGCCCAGUAUCACUUCUUUCUUACGUUCCCAUCAAGGGGCCUCAGUCAGGAAAUGUUGCCAUGACUUUAUUGAGCACAGAUCAACAAAUUGUCUGCACAUGGGGGUCAUACUGUCACAGCUGCCAAAAUGUAGCCGAGCAUUGUUGAAUGUCGGUACCUGACAGAUGCAGAUACAUAGUAAGUGGACACUUGCCAACCAGGCCAAAGGAGAACAAGUUAUUGUAGCCUGUCGGCAAGUUCGUAGGCCGUCCCACAAGAUAUGAUCGGCACAAAUAAAGGUGGGCUUUGGCAGUAUGAUAAUUGUGCAUCUGCUGCAGUCAACCUCCUGAAGAAUUGGAACCACGUCCACUUGAUUGUGUAGCUCCUUGUUGACACUAGGCAUUUAUGAACGUGUGUCAAGUUUGAACACCUUGUAAGUCUGACUGACGAAAUGAUUUUCAUGAUCUGUUCUCUAGUUUUGCGUGAUGUGCAGAACACAGUAGAAACGCAUCAUUUCAGUCCGCAUUAUUACAGGUUUGAAGAGAGCAGGCAAGUUCCCAUUGGUUCAAAUAUUACCAACGGGAGGACAGAAACGCACAUUUCGUGACAUUCUAACGUAAUGGCCGGCCUGCCUGUAGUACGCUAGUGCCUUGGUAUACAAUUUUACAAAUGUAGUGCCCUGACAAUAAUGGCUGUUCCCUCUGCUACUUAGUGCUCGAAAUUCUUAGUAUUUCAUCCCCAAGUCUUGAAAAAUUAUGCUUAAAUGAAGGUAAGCCAGUUUAUCUGGCUGACCUUCUUAGCUUUGAGUUUGUUUUAUUCACUAAGUUUAUGCCCUGCAUCUGAAGGCUUUCAUCUUUCAAAGUUGUUCGCUACGGAUUGGAUUGUUGCGAGAACGUGGCGUAAGGCAACUAAAAAAAUGAAAAAAAAAAGACUGGUCAAGGGCUACUUGCUGCUUUUGAGGCUGGCCAUUUAACCCCUGCCUAACAUGCAUGUAGCUCUUCUGAAAGUUUUACCAGUAGUGCAUAAGACUGUCAAAAAUUGAUAGAGCUUUUCUGCUUCUAGUUUGGACAACCAAGCGCGUUUUGGUCUUAGUGUUUCGAAGAGCUGUAAAGGGAAGUAUGCCCAAGCUUUUAGUUUUUUUUUUCACUGCUGCAUUUAUUUUUGUCCAUGCCAGUUAUGGCACGGUUACGUGACUUCACAUUCUGGCAAAACAUUUUUCAAUGUACAAGUUGACAGAUAUUGCCACAUCUGCUUAGCAAUUUGUCAUUUUCAAUUGCUUUUGUAUACAACUUCACUACAGUGGCCAGAGCUUUGUAUUGUAAAGGUCCCGAUUGAUCUAUAGUGGCUGAUGCCACGCUCGUUAGCAGCAAUGUAUAAUCAUGCUUUGCUAUCUCGCUUCAUUGAAAUGUUAGUCUAUGUUAUCUUUAUAUAUGCACUCGAAAUAAGCACAACACAACAUUCCCGCGUGACAGAAAAACAGUGCUGCUCUAAGGUCUUUGUCUCUGACACUUCUGCCGUGGUUUUAUCCUGGAAUACUUAGAAGGUGUAGCUGUGCUAGUACUGCUGCAAGCUUCAAUUGUGUUUAGGUGAAGUAGCAAAACGAAACAAAGGCACCAGCAAACUAUUAUUUGACACUUAAUAAGCCAGUAACAUUUAUUUGUUAAUCUUGCAGUGUAACAUCCUCUUACCGGUCGCUGUCAUUGCAUCUUCUACACUUACUUCUUAAAGGUUUUGGUUAUCAGUAUGCAAUAUCUGUAGUCAUUUCAUGCAUUAAAAAUUAUGUUUCUCUUAGUUGAACUUGUGUUUUGCAGAAAAAUUGAUUUCUUUAAUGCUUCCAUUACCCUUUAUUGAUUAGAUGUCCUAAUGAGUAGGCACUUUGUUUGGAGAUUCUCAUGUUCACAUUGCAAUCAGGGCCACCUAGGAUCACUUUUAAACUUCUUUUCUUUUACUUAUUAACACAGACCUACUUUAAAGAUUACACAAGGGGCCCUUAUUGCUGCCAUUAUGCGAGAUCUGCCUUGUGUUGGAAUGUGAAGUGUGUUGUGCUUCAGUGAUUUUCUGAUAUGUCCUUAUUGCAGUUGUAUCGAAUUGUAUUUGCUUACCAUUCCUGUCACCUAAGACACAUUCAUGGUAUUGAAAUACUGUCAAAUGGAAUGGCAUACUGUGAAAUCUCUAAGAGAAAAUCUUGCAGAAAUUUGGUGUUUCUUGCGUUUUUUGUUCCAAUGAAGUUUCUGGCAUUGUGAAUUUAGUGCAUUGGUUCGGUCUCUCUUUAAUUUGCAGUGUGUCAUCACUGAAUGCUUCCUGUCUAAAACCUCCUGUGCUUAUAUUUUGAAUGGCAAUUGUAAUUAUUAUCAACUCUUUUGUGGUGUUGAAACUUUACAGCACAGGAGACAUACUAGACAUACUAGCAUUGUAAAUCUAAAUUACUGAAGAUCAACUAUAAUAAUAUUGCUGCUAUGCAAGUGUGUUCUGACUUUGUGCAAAUACAUCAAUGGAAAGCAUACAGUCUUGUUGCUCGUUACAAUAUUGCUUCUAUAUUCAUUUACAAAAGCAGCAAUGCAAUUAGCCAGUAGCAAAGUUACUGUUGUAUCUAUAGCAGACUUGAAUAUGAUGUAAAUGUAUCCUACAGAAAUUUCCUUCCAAACUAAUCUAAAUAAGCAAUGUGAUGCUGCCCUGUCUGUACAAUGAAUGUUUCAUGUGGAAGGGACAAGGCCUGCAUGUAAUUUCACUACAAAAUGGGUCUGAUUGAAAACUACAUUUGCCUUAAGUUAAAUGGUCUUACAUUGCACAGAAAUGCUAAGAAAAUUCAAAACAUGCGGUGGGUUAAUGUGGGUAACAUAAACUAAAGAACUGUGCGACAAGGUAGGUGCAGCUAAACUGUCUAGAAUGUAUCACAUAAUAUUGAUAUUAUGGCAAGUUAAAAGGCUGACAUGCCUUUUAGGCCAACAGGGCAAUGUUUUUCAAGCUUUUUGUUACGGUUGAAUAAGUUUGACGUUUUGAGCGCUUAAUUAGUCUACUGGAGCCACGCGUCAACUGUUUCAUUGUUAAAAUCUCAAAACACCACUCAUGGUCUUUACAAACUAAGACGCCAUGAGUCACUUGCCGCAACUAGGGCAAAAUAUUUGAGCUGCAAUACCAUGUUGAGUUAAUGUGAGAUCAGUACAUGUACAAAUGCUGUCUUCUGUAGCUGUAUUGAGAAAGGUCUGCCAUAUAAUCCUUAGCAUAUAAUGGACUGUAAUUCCAUAUGAAGUGGUAAAUACGCACAGCCUCUGCGUUUAACGUUAAUGCAAAACUUUGUAUACACUGCUUUUUAGCUUUUCUGUACUAUCAUUUUGCAUUUGCUAUCCUUAUAAAGAUAGCUGCUUUGGUGCUUCACAUUAUUUUGUAGUUGAUGGUGCCAUUGUCUGCAGCUUUUCUGUUGUUUUUUUUUCCCCACUUGGUGCGAGCAUUUUUCUGGGAAUGUUUCGGGAGGAAUUGUGCUGGAAAUGGGAUGUUUAAGAGGAAAUGCCUUUUUUGCUACUGUUUGUGUUUAUGUUGCCCUGCUUUAUGUGGGAAAUCUUUCACAGAGACGAUGACAGUUGCAGAGACCACAGGGCUUCUGCAGCUCACGAAGAGCUGUUGCUCAAAAGUUCUAGGUUGGUGUCGUACGGGGACAACACCUUGCGAAAUGUUGGGAGCUCUUCUGCAGCAAUUUGCUGAUGAGGGAUGUGAAAGAGAUGAUAAGGAGGACGGAAAGGAGAUGCAGAAUGUGAAACUUCACACAAACUCUUGUACACACUCUUUUGUUGCAGUUUUUGUUGUCUGGUUGCUCUGCUUACGCCUUUCUUUUUUUUUUUGUCCUGUGUACGUUUAACACUAUAUUGUUUUUUUGAUAGUAAAAUAUUGUUUUUCAAUGCGA
Rhipicephalus microplus (southern cattle tick) is the source of this 6924-nucleotide messenger RNA. RefSeq names its product adenosylhomocysteinase-like 1. Gene Ontology annotation, cellular component: cytosol. NCBI's taxonomy places the organism in Eukaryota, Metazoa, Arthropoda, Arachnida, Ixodida, Ixodidae. The record is from RefSeq and is a predicted model, not a curated record. Gene Ontology annotation, biological process: L-methionine cycle.